AUGACGGGCGAGUCGGCAUUUCUAAGGGAGAAGUUGUCUAAUCUCAAGGAGGAGCUACGGAAGCAGAAGGAGCUCAAUCUGACUCUGCAGACAGUGGAUAGGAAGAAGGCUGAGGAGGAGCAGGAGAGGUUGAAGAAAGCGUAUGAUGACUUGCAGGCCGAGACGGUGCAGAUGCGGUUGCAGUUGGAAGCCUUCAGGAAGCAGCAGGAGGCUGAGGAGGCGGCAGCGAUGGGAGUGAACGGAGGCGUCUCUGGGGUUUUGGGAAUGGACACCUCUGAUGAGACUGCUGAUUUGAGAGAGGCUUUAGACGCGGAGAGGGAGAGGUGUCAAGUGUUGGAGAGUCGGCUGAUGGAGGUUCAGAGCCAGGCGCGUUCGGGGAGUUCAGCGGCUCCUUCUCCUUACAUGGAGGUGGAAGCCUCGCCCGUGGGGGCAGUGAGGGAUAGUAGUGGUAGCAAGGACGUGGUGGAGGCGGAGGAGGAGGAGAGUAAGGGGAAGAAGAGGAAAAGGAGGGAUACUGGUGAUAAGAAAAAGGAGGGUAGUAGAAGCAAGAAGAAGAAACACAAACACAAGGAGGCCGCAGGGGAGGAGGGUGAAAUAUCAGAUCCUAUAGCUGGGAUAUUUCCUCUCCUCGAUAGCGGCGACCUAGUAUCCGCGUCAAAGCUCGUAGUGCGUUUCUGCUACUCUUGCGGUGUCGAGAACAGUAUCGCCUUACGGAACCGUCUAGCACUGGUGCUCUCGGAGAUUGCGUUGUACCUAACAGGACGGAGAGGAGCUGAUGGGCUGCUAUCGAACAUGUGUUGUCUGGUCAUCCUAGCUACAGAUGAGGCUCAGCUGUUGGUCCGCGCCUUGUAUUCAACGAGCUUAGAGCUGGCUGGGCCGGCUCCAGAUGCUUGCCGUUUGAUAGUAAAGUCUCUGAAGGAAUGUUGUCGGAAGCUGAACCUGACGGCGCCUUUGGCAUGUAUGAUGUGGCAUCAGCAGUGUGGGCCUCCUCGGUAUCCGGUGGCGAGAGAGGCCAUGUUGGAGGGAGAGGCCUUUCAAUGCGACUUCAAUGCAGUCGUUGAAUCUGCCACGGCACCUUCUGUGAAGACCCUGUGUCUGUUCCACGCAGCGUUGGUAGGAAGCAGUCUUUCGGCGGAGGAGCGGUACACUCUUAUACGGAAACUAGCCGAGAAACAUGGAGGACAGCCUGAUAUCAAGUGCCGAGUACUUGCUAUGAUGCCUGCAGUAGGGGAUAGUAACCUUAUCCGCUUGGCCAUCAAUGAGGUCCUAUCUUGGCCCGAUGCCAGGAAGGGUCGGAGAGAGCUGCUCGACUUCUUACAAGCACACCUUUCCUCGAUGCUGGCUAUGGGCAGCAACAGCACUACGUAA
This is a messenger RNA of Perkinsus marinus ATCC 50983, 1368 nucleotides long. RefSeq lists its product as hypothetical. NCBI's taxonomy places the organism in Eukaryota, Perkinsozoa, Perkinsida, Perkinsidae. Bases 1 to 1368 code for a protein of 455 amino acids. The transcript is spliced from 8 exons. The record is from RefSeq and is a predicted model, not a curated record.